AUUGAACCUGAUCAAAUUUACACCUUAACAUCAGACAAUGGGGCUAAUAUGUUAAAAGCUGUGAGCUUGAUUGAAAAAGACAUUUCAGAAUUACAAGAGUUAGAUAAUGAAUUAGCUGAAACAUGUAUAGAAAAUAAUUUUGAUCUUGAUGAAGAUCGAAUCAUUGAGUUGCUUAUUGAAAGUACAGAGGAAAAUACCUAUUGCCUAGAUAAUGAUUAUGAACAAACUGAAAAUAUAUUAAAUGAAAUUCAAUCAUUUCAAAACAUUGGAGGCAACAUUUUAAUAUUUACAGGUGUACGAUGUGUGGCUCAUACGUUACAGUUGGCUGUGUUAGACAGUUUGAAAGAUAAUGGAAUUGAAAAAUUAUUAAAUAAAGUUCGGUCAUUGAUUAAAAAACUUCGAAACCAAACAUAUAUAUAUAUAUACAAAAAAAGAAAAAUUAAAGUAUCCCAUACUUGACUGUCUAACUCGUUGGCAUUCAACGUUAGAUAUGUUGGAAAGAGUCAAAUAUCUUAAACCCUUUAUAGAGAAUAUGGCAGCAAAUGAUUCAUCAUUUACAAAAGUAUGUUUAAAUAAUUCAGAUUGGAAUCAAAUUGAAGUUAUUUCAAAAGCUUUGUUACCAUUAAAAAUAUGUACCAAAAAGUUCCAAAAUGAGCAGUUUACAUUAUCCGAU
This is a messenger RNA of Rhopalosiphum padi (bird cherry-oat aphid), 673 nucleotides long. RefSeq lists its product as uncharacterized. The annotation marks the transcript as partial. The transcript is spliced from 3 exons. Lineage: Eukaryota; Metazoa; Arthropoda; Insecta; Hemiptera; Aphididae. The record is from RefSeq and is a predicted model, not a curated record.